Molecule: messenger RNA, 3508 nt
Organism: Lingula anatina
Lineage: Eukaryota; Metazoa; Brachiopoda; Lingulata; Lingulida; Lingulidae
Product: cortactin-binding protein 2
Molecular function (GO): protein binding; ATP hydrolysis activity; ATP binding
Source: RefSeq, a predicted model, not a curated record
AAGAAUGACAAAAUGUGCACAGUUUGUAUAGACAUUGAGAGAAACCCCAACCACAUUCACAACGAGCCACUUCAUUACACAGUAGGCAUUAUCAAAGUUAUGGCAGACACAUCAUGGCCAACCCUGGAGGAGAAGCUGGGAGACGUCCUAUCCCAUCACUUUAAGACCCUAGCAACGGGGUUAAAAACAAAGAAGACAACUCGUCUUGAGCAUGAUUCCCCAUCCCCAGAUAGUGGACCUUACACCCUGGCAUUGUCCAUGGAUAGUGUGAAGUCAUAUUCAAUUGGUCAGCACAGUUGGUCUCCUGGCACUCCUUCCACAAAAUCCCCUUUUGAAAUCCUUUGUAAUAACGAAACUAAGAAGAUUUCUAUAGAGCUGUUUGGCUGUGAAGAUGGCUGUCAGGAUGCGUUAUCUUAUGAAACCCUCAUCCCAGCAACAACACUGCAGAAUUAUCUCAGACUGAUUGAACAGUACAAGAAUGUUGUUUUCUACGGUCCCGUAGGAUCAAGUAAAACGUACCUGGCUCGUACUCUGGCAUACUGCAUACAGGUUCGAGAGCGCAACUGUGGUCACUCAACAGAAAUUUCCUUCUUGGCCUUCACUCCAGCCAUGAAGAAGGCUGACCUUUACCACUUUCUGAUGACCACUGGUGGACUGCUGCCUGCAGAGACUGCCCCUCCGUCAAAGAAAUCUCCAAUCCUUAUUUUAGAUGAUCUCAGCAAGAUCAAUAUAUCUGACAUAUUUGGUGAUUUGUUGCCUGCUUUAGAGCAGAGAGGGCCUAAGAAUUCUGUUGGUCUGAAAUUAGACAAUAAACCACUAGGUUCUUUCUACCUGACUGAGAACUGUUAUAUAAUAGGAACCAUGGACAGAACCAGGUGCGCCAGUCUGGAUCUAACAGUGCAACAGCGCUUCCGCUGGGUCAACUGCCGCAUUGACACCGAACCAGUGAGGGGGCUCCUAUCCCGACAGCUGUACCGCCGCCUCAUCAGCAAAUAUGGCGGCCGUUUACCCCCGUCGGAUGAUCCAGUCUAUCGCGCCGUGGAAUGGGUGAUAUGUGUGUGGCAGAGAUUGAACGAUGGCCUGGGAAAACUGGGGCUACCAGAGCUAGUGUUUGGGCCUAGUCAUUUCUUGGUGUGCCCUAUAGAGGUGAAUCAGCCCAAGAAUAUUCUCAGGUGGUUGAGUUUGCUGUGGAACCACACAAUUGCACCUGCAGUGUCCGAGGCUGUGGUCAGGGGUUCAGGGGCCGCAGACGUCACUUCAGAAGGACAACAGAAAGUAGUGAACACUGCUCUGUAUGUGUUAAUGCAGCGCUCAGUGGUCACUGGAUGUCCACUCAGUGGUCAAGAAAAAGAGCGCUACCUCUCCAGUUUCCAUGGAAGCAAUGAACUUGACAUUCAGAUGAGAGAGAGGGGUCGUCACCGUGGUCACAGAGAAAUGUCACCAGUGUUGACACCAGAUUUGUCACCAGAUGACGCCACUGCUUCACCACUUAAACAGUUUGAAGUGGCUAAAACUCAUGAGGAUCUGGUGUUGAGUUCCAAAAGGCCAAUAUCAAGUUUCCAUGAAGGCAGAUCAUCCAGUUUCUCUUCCCCCUCCUCCACCUCCUCGGCAUUCUCAUCAUCAGCACUGGGUAAAGCAGCACCACCUAGCAGUAUCAACGUUCCCACAAGUAGAUCAGAGACAGAACUCAAUUACAUGCAGAAGAAAAUGCGCAGACACGAAAUCAGCUCGGAUGGAAAAUCUGGGUCACCACGGUGUGGCAUGGCCGUGCCUGUCAGGAAGUACGACUUAAACGUAGGGGGAGCUGGUGGAGGGAGAUCAAGUCCAGUUCGAUCUCGAAGCCCUCCAGAUCCAAUGAUUCAUAUUGGAGCUGCACAGAGUCUAUCUCUUCUUACAGACGAUGCUAAUUUGUCAUCUUUUGAUAAUAAAAAUGGCACACAAUCGGUGACAGAGCCGAGAGCGCAGUCCAUGACUCAGAGACUGCGAGAGGACUACUUUAGGGACAUGAUGACACCUGCUAGGACAGAAAAAAGCCCAAGUCCAGAAAUCCAGAAAGUGCAAUAGAUGCGAGUCACUGUUUACUAGAGUUAAUCUGAAUUCCAUAUCAUAUUAAAUGCCAUGUAAAAUAGCAUGUAGCUAUACACAAUGUACAAGAAUGUAAUGAAUAUGUAGAUUUGCAUGUUAAGUGUAUACAUCUUAAUGUGAUGUCAUUAGCAAUGAUUUUUACAGCGUAAGGGGUAGAGAGGAAUUCUAUUUGUGAUUUCAAGGAAUUUUUUUCAUAACUGUAAUUUUGUUCACCUUGGAAAGCCCAUCAGCCUUAAGCAGUUGUUAUACCUCAUCCCAGUUUGUAUUGAAAAUAUAUUUCAGAAACUGGGGAUCAACAUAUAUUUAUUUAUUUAUUUAUUUAUUUAUUUAUUUAUUUAUUUGUUUAUUUUAGAGAGGGAAGCUGGAUAUUCUCUCAAUUGCCCUCAAUCAUCAGUAAAUAAAUGUCUGUAUAUGCAGGAUAUAGCAACUCCAAAAUAUUUCAUGACAAUAAUCCUCAUGAGAUAAAGUGCUAAAAUAUGGAAGAAAUACAAUUUUAAUUAUUGUGCUAACAAUUAAGUAUAGGUAAAUUUUAUCUUGUAAAUAUUAAAAAGGGCACAAGAGCAAUAUAAUACAUAUAUGGUCAAGAAAUGUGGGAGUUCAUUGGUUUGAGUGGGGGCAGUUGGGGUUAGGAAUUUACCACACAAACUUAGAUUUAUUAUCAUCAUGGGAGAAGUAGUAGGAAUGAUGAACAUUUUAAAGCUGGAGGCUCAGAGGGUGGGUUGGUUGCUGUUAAUACAGCAUAGUAAUAUCAACUGCACAUUUGACAAUUAUUUGUGUAGCUGCUGAAAUGCCAAUCUGGAUGGUGUUGACAUUGUGUGAUUGAAUUGAGGGAGGUUCACGUUAUAAUAUGAUGCCAUUUUUACUUCAUACAGGAACAUGCAUAUCAAAUGCAAAGAACAAGAAAUCCAGAGGGAAUGUGAAUAUGAGCUAGAUGUAUAAGAAGGCAUGUGGCUUAAAAAAACAAUGUCGCAUACAGUUUUAAUUCCCUGUUUUCAGGGGCUGUUCUUAAACCUGGUUAAUAGAUGGAUAAAAAAAAGAACACUGUUUAUCAUACCAGCUGUUUUUAAAACCAAACUUGGACUUGAUUUAAUUUUAUCUUAUGGGCUGGUCUCUUAGUCUUUUCUAUUCAUUUUUCUUAAAAAGGGACAUCACUAAAAUGGUACCAAGAAAGAAAGUGGUGCCAAGUUGGUAUUUGAAAAAGGAUAAAUGUCAGCAUGAUCACUGGAGGAUUCAGCAAUGGAAGGGGGGUGAGGGGGUACCACCUUUCUCUCUCCACGAAAAAGUACAAGUUAAAUGAAAUUUAACCAAAUACUUUUUCAUUCCCACCCGUACCAUACAAAUUACAUAAAAAUUGACCUUUUAUAGUAUUUUGUAUUUGCUUUACUUCAUCUGUCAAAAAUAGCCUUGUUCCUCUCCUCCCCCC